Messenger RNA from Salmo salar (Atlantic salmon), 3154 nucleotides. Lineage: Eukaryota; Metazoa; Chordata; Actinopteri; Salmoniformes; Salmonidae. The record is from RefSeq and is a predicted model, not a curated record.
GCUGUGCGUUUGUGUACUACAUCAUCGCAUCUGCGCGACAGGACUCCCUUUGCAGGGGACAGUAACAAGCCGAAGAAGCGGUGCAUACACUGAUACGAUGGAUUUCAAUCUCAAAAAGCUUACUUCUGAUGCAGGAGUCUUCUUCACCCGUGCAGUCCAGUUCACAGAAGAGAAGUUGGGCUCUGCGGAGAAGACUGAGCUUGAUGCCCACUUGGAGAAUCUGAUCGCCCGGGCCGACUGCACCAAGAACUGGACUGAGAAGAUCUUCAGGCAAACAGAGGUCUUGUUGCAGCCCAAUCCAAUUGACCACACUGGUGCGCGUAUAGAGGAGUUUUUCUAUGAGAAGUUAGAUAAGAAGAUCCCAUCCAGGACAACCAAUGGAGAGCUGCUGGGACAAUAUAUGCUGGAUGCUGCUAAAGACUUUGGCCCAGGGACCCCAUAUGGCAGUACCCUGAUCACGGUCGGGGAGUACCAGAGUAGACUGGGUGGGGCGGAGCGGGAGUUCCUCCAGACCUCGGCUAUCAACUUCCUCACUCCUCUCCGCAACUUCCUGGAGGGAGACUGGAGAACCAUAUCUAAAGAGAGACGUCUCCUGGAGAACCGGCGGUUGGACCUGGACAUCUGUAAAGCACGUGUCAAGAAAGCCAAGCAGGCCGAGGCUAAAGCGGCGGCCGAGCCCGAUUUUCAGGAGACUAGGCCUCGAAAUUAUGUUCUGUCUGCGAGCGCAUCUGCGCAAAGCAGUGGUGGCUGGGAUAGUUGGGAUCUGGAAGAUUCCAAAGAGUCGGCCAAUGUGAUGGAUCAGAGGAAGCUGUGGAGUGAGGAAGUAGACAAAGCGGAGCAGGAGCUGCGUGUGGCUCAGACAGAGUUUGACAGACAGGCCGAGGUCACCCGACUGCUACUGGAGGGCAUCAGCAGUACACACGUCAACCACCUUCGCUGCCUGCAUGAGUUUGUGGAGGCCCAGGCGACAUACUAUGCCCAGUGCCACCAGUACAUGCAGGAGCUGCAGAAAGAACUGAGCAGUGCUAACAGCGAUACGUACCCAAACUCUUUUGCCUCGAAUGCCAACCCCUCUACCUCUGCCACAUGCCCCUCCCCCGUCUCCUCUGCCACCCUGCCAGGGGUUUCACCCCCAUGCCUGGCCUCCUCCUCCACCCCUGGCAUUGCUCAGGAGCCUUCUGGCCCGCUGAAAAUCCCGGAUGUGCAGCAGCCUUCCACAGGCCACCGCAAGGCCAAGGUCCUGUAUGACUACGACGCCCACGACACUAGUGAGCUCUCCCUACUGGCCGACGAGCUCAUCACUGUCUACACAGUGCCAGGCAUGGACCCAGACUGGCUCGUGGGAGAGCGGGGCAACCAGAAGGGAAAGGUGCCCGUCACCUACCUGGAGUUGCUGAGCUAGAUGGACCCAUGUAGGGACACACACAUGUACACACACGUCCUCAAACGCGCACACACACACACACACACGCACACAUGCCUCUACUCUAUGGUCUCAUGGCACAGGAGGUUGGUGGCACCUUAACUGAGGAGGAUGGGCUUGUGGUAAUGGCUGGAGUGGAGUAAGUAGAAUGGUAUCAAACAUGGAAAGAUGCCAUUCCAUUUAGUCCAUUCCAACCAUUAUUAUGAGCCGUCUUCCCCUCAGCAGCCUCUGCUGUCUCAUGGUGCGCAACACACUUAUUUGGUCUCUGGCCAAUUCAAACGCAUAUGCAAAAGGAUUCAAAAGCUAAAUGAGUAUGGAUCUAUAGCGCAUCAGAAGGGGAACAGUCGUAAAAAUACAGUGAAUAGUCUAUAUUCUAGCUCUAUAGUUGCUCUUUUCCACUAGCUAUUUGGAAUCCAUCCACCUUGCAUGCUCUAUCUUUCUCAUUGAGAAAUGACAGGAGCUGCUCGAAUAAGGUGGCAUAUCUGGGUAUAUAGUUGUAACGGCUGUCUAUGGAAGAAGUGGACCAAAAUGCGGCGGAGUUAGGGUUCGUCAUAUUUCAUUAAACGAACACUACGCAAUUUACAAAAACAACAAAACUGACAGCCAACACAGUCCUGUCAGGUGCAACCACAGUGACAAGCACAAUUACCCACGAAACACAAAGGAAACGUAGGCAACUUAUGUGUGACUCCCAAUCAACCACAACCCUCUACAGCUGUGCCUGAUUGGAAGUCACACGGCCAAAAUCAAUGAAACAAUAAAACACACACUCCCUUCUGCCACGUCCUGACCCAACUACACCCUCUACUGGUCAGGACGUGACAAUAGUGUAUAUAAUAGACCGGGUUUGGACUCUCAAUAUAUAGAGGAAAGGUCCUUCUUGUUUUAUUUAGUUUUUCAACCAAGCUAAUUUAGUCAUAGUUAGUCACCAUUACUUUGACAUUUCAAAGCCAUGAAAAAAAGAAGUUAAAUAGCCAAUAAAAUCCCCCAGCUGUAGGCCUGUAAUGCAAACAUAAUCCAGGGUGUUAUUAGCCAUUAGCUAUCACAACAUAAAAAAUGAAUCUUGAUAGAAAGAGACCGCUGUACAGUAUGCUAACAGAAGGUGACUCAUAUUGACUGAGUCAUAAACGGGUGAUGAAAGACUAGAGGAAUAGUUGAAUUUCAGUUCUUAUGUUUUCUGACUGGUUGCAUUCUGUUUAUGUACAUACUGUGGCUUUUUUUUCUUAGGUAUCACUGUUUUACUUUUUUGAGAGUGUUUCCCCCAUAUUUUGCCCUAUUUGUGAGGAAAAGGACAAAACCAUGGUAACUUUAUUAAACUAACAAAGGUUUAUGCAAAUCAAAGAAUUGAGUUGCUCUCUGUGGGUUGGUCUGUUGUUGAUGUUUGCGUGUCAUUUUUGUCUUUGUUUAUCCACUCUGGUUGCUGAAAAAUGUGUAUUUUUCUCCAGGAUGUUUGUCGAGUUUCGGGUGUGUUUUACUAGCUAUCAGGUCUUAAUGUUUGUCUUUUUUGAAUUUGUAGAUGUUUUGAAAUGGGUGUAGUUGUAUGUAAUAAGUUCAGACCUGUGGUUUCCUUUCCUCCCUGAUCUCCCUUUACCCCUGUGUGGGUCGCCAUCUCUCCCUGAACCCCUCAACAUUUCCUCCUGUCAGUGUGACCAAUAUGCUGUUGUAUGAUUAUUGUAUGAAUGGAACUUGAAGAAAAUAAACGACAGCUUGUUUAAACUGAUAAAAAAAUAA